UCAACGCACUAAUCAAACAAAAACCAAAUUCAAAACCUCCAAACAUGUUCAAAUUCGUUGCCUUCUUUGCUUGCAUUGCCGUUGCAGCUACUGCUCCUGGUCUCUUAGCCGAGACACACACCAUUGUGCAACCCGCUGCCGUGCUGGCCAAGACCGCCUACGUGGACACCAGCGCCUCCUCGGCCAUCACCCACCAGAGCAAUGUGAAUCUGCUGCGUAAGGUGCCAGUUGUCCAGACCUAUCAUGCUCCUCUCGUGCACACCGCUCCCGUUGUCCAUGCUGCUCCCGUUGUCCACUCGUCCGUUGUCCACGCUGCUCCCGUGGUUCACACCGCUCCCGUUGUCCAUACCUAUGCUGCUGCUCCUGUGCUGCACUCUGUGCCCGUCGUCCACUCUGCACCUCUGGUCAAGACUGUCGUCAGCGCUCCAGUUGCCUAUACCGCCUACCACAAGUAAAAAGUUCCACUUACCAAAACCAUCAUUAAUCGAAUCCUUGAGCCAUAAAUAAGGCAAUAAAUAAAUUGAAAAUCAAUACACACA
Molecule: messenger RNA, 539 nt
Organism: Drosophila innubila
Lineage: Eukaryota; Metazoa; Arthropoda; Insecta; Diptera; Drosophilidae
Product: A-kinase anchor protein 14
Exons: 2
Coding region: 45-455 (136 amino acids)
Source: RefSeq, a predicted model, not a curated record